This is a messenger RNA of Sungouiella intermedia, 804 nucleotides long. The record is from the annotation of a GenBank genome assembly. NCBI's taxonomy places the organism in Eukaryota, Fungi, Ascomycota, Pichiomycetes, Serinales, Metschnikowiaceae.
AUGGACGAAAUCAUCUCUGGAGAAAUAGAUAUUUAUCAGAAGCUAGGGCUCGCGUCAGAUGCUACUCAGCUGCAGAUAAGUAAGGCAUACCGACGUCAGGCACUACAGUUGCAUCCAGAUAAGAACUCAUCGCCAGAAGCCAACAGUGAAUUCCAGCUCCUUAAUGUCAUCUACAGCAUCCUUUCAGACCCCGACAUCCGUACACGAUAUGAUAGGCUCCGAGCCAAGGUUUCAGAGGUUUCUGAUGGGUCUACUUGGGAAGAUCGAGCGCAGGAGUUCCGAGUAAAGCUUCAGAAGGCAGAAUCUGACAAAAGAACACGAGCCGCAAAGGAGCAGUUGCUGAAUGCUGGCAAUGCGACCAAUUUGGCCAAGUUAGAAAUGGCAGGACUCCGUCUCAGGUACGAGUAUCAGCUGCUGCGCCCAGCAUCUAAAGACUACGUGUCUUUUAAAGAUCUCCAUCAGAACCAGAUAAUUCAACGUUUAUCUCCUUCAAAACAGGUGGAAGUACAAUGGAAACAGAAGGAAGAUGAGGAUGCAAUUAUCGACGAUAAGAUUUUGGGAGCGAUCAUGUCAAUAUUUGGAGUGGUGGUACUGAGUCACACGACCCACGUACUGGCACGUUACGCAGUGGGAAUUGUCGAGUUCGAGAGAGCUGAGGAUGCCCAAAGGGCAGCCAGUCACAACUUCAAAGAAAGUGCCAGGCUCUGGGAUGGAAGCAAAUACCGCAAGCGUGCUAGUUUAUUGCGAGCUUGUAAGGUUGUCCAUGUGAACCCAAGUAUCAUGUCAAUAGUAGAUCUGCGAUAA